ACCUCGUACAAUACGAAGACAGCAGUUUAGAUUAAACGGAGCCAUGUUUACGGCACGCCGCCAAUAUAUAUAUCGCCGUGAAAUCCGUGGCUGCACAUCAAUUCCGUGGAGUCCCUGAUCGCGAGCACAUAACCUCUCUAUUGGGUCGACGUUCUCAGCUCUACCAUAGGCAACAUCAUGCAGAAAAACAUAUUCAACCACACUCUGGAGAGCAUGCUGGAGAAGCAUCUGCCCGAGAAGGAACUGGCCGAAGUGAAACGCCUUUUAUAUGGUCGUGAAUUACACUCUUUGGAUCUGCCCCAGUGGGUCGGGGACAAUGAACUCGACGUGAAAGGGUUCAUCCUCAGCGGAGAGGUGCAGGAACAACUGCGCCCUCCCAGGACCGUUCGAGUUGGAGUGAUUCAACACUCAAUCGUGGUGCCGACCACCGAACCGUUGCAGAAACAAAGAAGCUCGCUUCAUCAGAAAAUCCAAAAAUACGUCGACCAUGCGGCUGCCUGCGGCGUUAACGUGCUCUGUCUCCAGGAAGCCUGGGCUAUGCCAUUCGCCUUCUGCACAAGGGAAAAGUAUCCAUGGUGCGAGUUCGCCGAGGAGGUUGAAACCGGGCCGACAACGGUCCUGAUGGCCGAGUUGGCUCAACGUCACGGAAUGGUGAUUAUCUCGCCUAUUCUUGAGAGGGACGUCGAGAACAGCGAUACAUUGUGGAACACGUCGGUGGUGAUCGGCACGGACGGAAAAGUGAUUGGAAAGCACAGGAAAAACCACAUUCCGCGAGUGGGCGACUUCAACGAGUCCACUUACUACAUGGAGGGGAACACAGGACACCCUGUCUUCGAGACUUCCUUCGGACGUAUCGCUAUUAACGUUUGCUACGGACGUCAUCAUCCCCAGAACUGGAUGAUGUUCGGUCUGAAUGGUGCUGAGAUUGUUUUCAACCCGUCAGCAACUACCAGCCAUACGUCUGAACCACUGUGGCCGAUCGAGGCUAGAUGCGCCGCUGUUGCAAACAGCUACUUUACCUGCGCCAUCAAUCGUGUGGGCACAGAGAUGUUCCCCAACGAAUUCACAUCCGGCGAUGGUGCACCAGCGCAUCAUGACUUCGGACACUUCUACGGAUCCAGCUACAUCACAGCUCCAGACGGAACUAGAACUCCUGGGCUGAGCCGCGACAAAGACGGACUGCUUGUCUGCGACAUGGAUCUGAACAUGUGUCGUCAAAUGAAGGACAUCUGGUGCUUGAGGAUGACUCAGAGACUGGACAUGUACGCCAAAGAGCUUUCCGAGUUCGUGGAGAAGAAUCUGCACUUGAGGGAGCCAAUGAAUUAAUUUUGGUGGUUCUGAACACUAAAAUCUCGCGUACUAUGGAGAAAAAAAAGAGUAUCGCUCCCCGAAUGAUGUUUUCUUCGCUGGUUUUUUUUUGUAUGAGGUGGAAAAAUAUAUACACAUAUCUUUUGUAACGCAACGCACCGGAGUUAAUCAAGGAUUUACAAUAUUUUAUCGUUUAUUAUA
Dufourea novaeangliae is the source of this 1509-nucleotide messenger RNA. It is a transcript of the gene pyd3, whose product is annotated as beta-ureidopropionase. Gene Ontology annotation, molecular function: beta-ureidopropionase activity. Bases 178 to 1326 code for a protein of 382 amino acids. The transcript is spliced from 6 exons. The record is from RefSeq and is a predicted model, not a curated record. NCBI's taxonomy places the organism in Eukaryota, Metazoa, Arthropoda, Insecta, Hymenoptera, Halictidae.